AUACGAGCCUCAAAAUGGCUCAAUCGAAGCUCUAAGCUCCAGUGAACCUACCUUUACCUACCCCACCCUGCUGCAGCUCCCCUGCCUGCCUCCCUCGUGAUUGACGCGCGGGGCAGUCCAACUGCUCUACUGCUCUUACUGCUUGGACAGCUCCGUUGAUAUCUGCGACAAGCUUGUCAAUAGUCCAAAUACCUAUUUUCGACCAAACUUUUUUUUUCUUUGCUUUUUUUCCUUCACUUCCACCUCUCAAAUCGUCAACUGAAUCACUCCCAAGAGAUACAAGAUGCUGGUCAAAGAGAGCCAUGCGGACGUGCAGAUCACGGUGGACGGCAAGGAGACCCCUAUGAGGAUCUUUGUGUUUCACCCGACCAUACCACAAUAUCCUUCGGCGCGGUUCCCUGGCGUUGUUCUAUUUAGUGAAAUCUAUCAAGUGACCGGUCCCGUCGCUAGAUUCGCCCGUCAGAUCGCCGGCCAGGGCUACAUUGUGGCUGCCCCGUCCUCGUAUCAUGACUUCACUGGCCCCGAAGCUCUGGCAUAUGAUGUUCCCGGCACAGACCAGGGUAAUGAGUGGAAGGUCAAGAAGACGCUGCCGUCUUACGAUGCGGAUGGCUUCAAGACAGUCGACUACCUCCUCAGCCUGCCGACUUGUACUGGCCUCAUUGGAGCGACGGGCAUGUGCCUGGGCGGCCAUCUCGCGCUGCGCGCCAGUCUCGAUCCCCGCAUCUCCGCGUGCGUGGCAUAUUUUGCUACGGACGUGCACAGCCGCACGCUCGGCCCGCACGAUGCAGCAAACACCUCGGCAGAGGGCCCUGCGCAGAGUAACCACACGAUAGACAAGCUGCGUGAGCUCAAGGGCGAGGUGGCCAUGAUCUUUGGCAUCAAGGACACGCACGUCCCCGACGCCGGGCGGGAUCUCAUCCGGGCCAAGCUCCGUGAUGCCGGAGUUGUGUUCAGCUUCUACGAGUUUGCUUGGGCCCAGCAUGCGUUCAUUCGGGAUGAGCUAAGCAAAGGCCGGUAUGAUCCUGCCAUCACAAAGGUGUGCUUUGAGGUUCUUCUGGAACUGUUUGGUAGGAAGCUCAAGACAGACCUCGGGCCGCGCGAUGGGAAGCCCGAGAAGGUUGAGCAUGUCUGCUAAGCGUAUGGGAAGAGGAUAUUUAAGAGCAAGACGGGUGCAAGACUGGAUACGACAUUCGCAUAUCCAGGAGCUAUGGUGAGCUCGCUGGGGCUUGAA
Messenger RNA from Microdochium trichocladiopsis, 1231 nucleotides. Its product is annotated as dienelactone hydrolase. The transcript is spliced from 6 exons. The record is from RefSeq and is a predicted model, not a curated record. Gene Ontology annotation, molecular function: hydrolase activity. NCBI's taxonomy places the organism in Eukaryota, Fungi, Ascomycota, Sordariomycetes, Xylariales, Microdochiaceae. The coding region runs from base 284 to 1135 and encodes 283 amino acids.